AUGUUUGAUCCUCUCUUAUUUGACCCUCCCCUUCUUCCCAGUGUACCUAAUCCAUCUGCUGAUAGAACAGAGCCUUGGGGGCAAUCUGCACAUGCACAGUUUGGUAGUUUUUUUUUCUUAAGAGGGUGCAUGUGAUCAGCACAGGGCCAAUCAGUACUGUUCAGACAGAGAGUCAGGGGUCCUGCAGCCUCAUUGGAAAACUCCUCCUACAAGCUUUAACCAGUGCUCUGCUGGACAUGAUAGAAGCCACAAGACUGCUCGAACUGAUGAUGAUUAAAGGUAUUUAGCAGUUUAUAUUUACUAA
This is a messenger RNA of Staurois parvus, 304 nucleotides long. The record is from the annotation of a GenBank genome assembly. Lineage: Eukaryota; Metazoa; Chordata; Amphibia; Anura; Ranidae.